UUCCAUUACGCGGUUAACUCUCCCGGCGUUCAUAUACUGGCAGAGUUGGCUUAUAUCCCAUAUAACUUUUACUUCGCCUCCAGAGCCACUGUUUUAGUAGAUAAUUGUGUGAGAAAAGUGAGCGAUGGUUUCAUAAUACCGAGACAGACCAACCUGGUCAUUAUACCAGACACGCCCACCCAACCGAUUGCCAGAGUGUUGCCCGACCUUAUGUAUUCAACGUUGAAUCGCUGCAAUGUGACGAUCCCGAGAACGUACCUGGAUGCGAGAAAUAUUAUGGAGAUCUCGACUCUAAACAAGUGAAAAAAUUGCAACGCGAACCGCCUGCGUUGAUUAGUAGUUUAUUUAUUGAAUAUAUAAUU
Messenger RNA from Medioppia subpectinata, 362 nucleotides. Lineage: Eukaryota; Metazoa; Arthropoda; Arachnida; Sarcoptiformes; Oppiidae. The record is from the annotation of a GenBank genome assembly.